AUUAUUUUUUUUCUUUCUCUUGUGUGUUGUUCUUCGCGUUGUCGUCUUGUCGCGGCGCCGCCCCCACGGUCUUGAAGAAAUCUUCGAGCAUCCAACCCAGCGCGCGGCGCUUGGCGGUGUGUCGAUCGCGUCCCUCUUGGCGAUCGUCGGUGGGAGCGGAGGGGCGUAAAGGAGAGAAGGAUGAAUCGGAACAAGGAGGAUGUGAGGCACGAGAGGAUCAUUCGCGGAUUGUCCAAGCUCGAUGACAACAGGAAAUGCUUGAAUUGCGGUAGCGUGGGACCACAAUAUGUUUGCACAACUUUCUCGACUUUUGUGUGCAUGGCUUGUGGUGGAGUCCACCGAGAAUUCAGCCAUCGGGUAAAAUCCAUUUCGCUCUCCAAAUUCACUCCCGAGGAAGUAGCAGCUCUCCAAGCGGGUGGAAACCAGCGAGCUUUGGAGAUGUAUUAUAAGCACUGGGACUCCAGGCAUCAUCCUGUUCCAGAUAGCAGAAAUCCCGAGAAACUUAGAGACUUCGUCAAAGCCAUCUAUGUAGACCAACUGUAUUCAGCUGACAAGCCUCCACCACCUAGAGGAGAUGAACAAGAUGGCAAACGAAGCAGCCUCCGAUCGAGCUUUCUGAGCAGCCACUCUUUCGAAGAGCGUCGUCCGGGCUUGCAGCGAGAAGCUCACCAGAGAACAAGAUCAGAUGAUCGGCCAGUUUCUUCCAGGGACUACGACGGUGGCUACUCUCCUGAAGUUCGCUCAAUGCGGGAGAUUCUUGGUGACGAUUUGCCUGUUCUACGUAUAGAACCACAGAGACCUUCCACUGCUAACGAUUCACCAGGUGCACCAACAAGCAGCUCCCAACAAAACACAUACCCAGAAAAUCCAUAUCCAGAGAAUCCAGAAAUGGUACAGCAGCAGCCAUAUAUCAAAGCAAGCACUACCGGCUGGGCUACGUUCGAUACUUCCCCGGAGCAGCCAGCAAACUCGGCGUCAUGGCAAGAAAUGUGGCAUCCAAACCACGAAACAACUAUGUGGUCGAAUACCGCGCAGGGUUUGGUUUUUCCUCAGAUAAGUUUUCCCCCAUCACAAUUUGCACCAGAAACCGUCGCUGCAGCGCCUCGUCGAAAAUCAACGAACCCGUUUGAUCUACCCGAGGACACCAGUCUCCCGGAUUUUACUCCCAGCCACGAGUUCCAAUUCCAGAACCCGAUGAUAGACAGCGAGAGUUCCUCGUCGGCUCAGUCGUGGCAAACGCUGCCAGACACUUCACGCGAAGAAUUGACACACGCUACACGGCCUGGAAAUCCAUUCGCUUAAUCCAUAAUCCACAAGAUUUUCGUAAAAA
Molecule: messenger RNA, 1330 nt
Organism: Selaginella moellendorffii
Lineage: Eukaryota; Viridiplantae; Streptophyta; Lycopodiopsida; Selaginellales; Selaginellaceae
Product: arf-GAP domain and FG repeat-containing protein 2-like
Exons: 11
Coding region: 181-1302 (373 amino acids)
Molecular function (GO): GTPase activator activity
Source: RefSeq, a predicted model, not a curated record